AUGUCUUUUUCAACUGCAGCAAGAGGCUCUUUUCAAUCACAACACCUAUUAUCCAGUGAAAAUUCGAGUUCAACAUCUACUUCUCAUUAUACUUUCCAUGCAUGGUUUUGCAUGGCUGUUUUCAUUGUAGAUAUUGUAUUCAUCAUCGGAGCCCCAAGGAUACCUAUAUUCCCAACGCUUCAUACAUGGAAGAGAUGGUUCCAAUGGUUACAAUUUAAAUUAUUCAGAACAAGACAAAACAGUGAUGAUGAUACGGGGGUGAAUGAUUCCGAUAACAAUGAAAAUUCCAAUGAGAAUAAUAAUUCCACUCCGUCAUCAUCAUCACUUCUAUUCAAUCAUUUGGUUCAAUUUUAUCAUAUUGAUUUAGAUAUGAGCUGGGCCUCUGUGAUUGCUAUCGUCGUUUUGUUGGCGAGCGGAACAUUGGAUUGGAAUAACAUGAAAAUUGGACUACUUGGUGCAGAGGGGCAACAUUUACAACCUUACAGCAUCUUGUUACUUUUCAUGUCAUUGUCCUAUGUUUGUGUUUCAUUGGACGUCACUGGAUUAUUUAGUUAUAUUGCUAAUUGGAUUAUCAAAAAGUCGAAUUAUAAUGGACACAAAUUAUUUAUUUGGUUCUCCUUGUUUGCCAGUGUGUUGACAAUAUUUACCUCUAAUGAUAUUGUGAUUUUGACACUGACUCCAAUUUGUUGCUACAUGUGUUUAUCGAGUAGAAAUUUGGAUCCAGUGCCGUAUGUCAUUUCUCAAUUUUUCCUUGCAAAUGUUUGGAGCGUGUUGCUGGAAAUUGGAAAUCCCACAAAUGUGAUUGUGGCUCUUGCCUAUGAAUUGAACUUUUUGGUUUAUUCCAAGUGGAUGGCUUUACCUGCAAUUAGUUCAGGAACUGUGUGUUUUAUAUUAUUAUACAUUUUCUUUUACUCUUCAAUACCAAAGAAAAUUGAGCUGGUCCAUGACGCUCAACAAAAUGAAGAGAUACGAGUACCACAUCAAAGUAGGGAAGAGCUCGAGGAAGCAUCGGCACAACAGGAAGGGCCUCCAUCUUCUGCCAUUGUAGAUUCUUUAAAUAACGACCCUGCCUCAAACCAUUUGAGUAACGCGUUGCUGGAAGACUCUCCUAACACUGCUGGUAACACUAUGGAAGAAGCAAGCAGUCACUUGUCUAAAUCAUCUACCUCAUCCCUAGAUGUGAAAUCAGCAGUUGUAAAAUCAGUGGCGUUAUUAUUGUGUCUGGUGACGCUGAGUGUUACUUCACUCAUCAAAUUUGGAGAUACAGGAGAAACCAUUCCUCCAUGGAUUGUGACAUGUUCCUUCUUUGGAUUUUCUCUCAUCUAUGAUUUUGUGAUGGAUUCUCUACAAUUAUUCAGAAUUUAUUACAGGAAAACCAUGAAGAAACCUUUCGAUUCUUUAAUUUGGAAAGUUCUUGUUCGUCUUCCAUGGAAAAUUAUUCCCUUCAUUUUGUCCAUGUUUACCAUUGUUCAAUUACUGAAUUAUUACGGAUGGACUGAUUUAUUAGCAAAGAAAGCAGCAGAAAUUAUUAUCACACUUUCAGGAAAUCAGUCGCCUGAAGCUCUGGCUGAAGGAAAAACAAGUGUUCAAGCCAUCCUUGCAGCUACGAUGGUCAUGAGCUACCUUUCAUCUUUAGCUUGCAAUGUUAUCAAUAAUCAGCCAAUGACCAUUCUAUUCACCAGCGUCAUUUCAAGUAAGGAAUACAAAAUUUUAACACCCGUUCAAAGAAAAGGGAGUAUGUUCUCUCUUAUUUUAGGAAGCAAUUUUGGAGCCAAUAUAACAUUGUUUGGAGCAUUGGCUGGAAUUAUGUUUCUGUCUAUUUUGAGGCAAAACGGUAUCACCAACAAGCAAGUGAAUUAUUUUACAUUCCUCAAAUAUGGGCUCAUUAUCACACCAAUUGUUAUUUUAGUGGGAAGUUUUUUCAUAUUUAUUGAGCUGCUAAUUUUUGAAUGA
Molecule: messenger RNA, 1953 nt
Organism: Naegleria lovaniensis
Lineage: Eukaryota; Heterolobosea; Eutetramitea; Acrasida; Naegleriidae
Exons: 1
Coding region: 1-1953 (650 amino acids)
Biological process (GO): transmembrane transport
Cellular component (GO): membrane
Source: RefSeq, a predicted model, not a curated record